AUGCCUCUGUUUAGCCACUAUGGGGAUCACCCGGACAGCUCUGCUCGGCUGUCCUAUCCGUCGCUGGUCUUUGCCAUCGUCACUCCUCUCGUGGUGAUCGCAAGACUGCUCGGUCGCCGGUUCCUUUCCGGCCGCGUUGGCGCAGACGACUGGACUAUACUGGUAUCUUGUGCUUUUGCAGUAACGGUUUCAAUCCAGAUGAUCAUCGUCUGCGAAUGGGCAUUUGGCAAGCAUCAACAUGAGAUGCCCAAGGAAUUGGUUCUCAGAACGUUGAAGCUCUACUUCGUGGCCCAGAUUCUCUACAAAAUCAACAUCGGCUUGACCAAGAUCAGCAUCCUACUCCUGUACAUCCGGCUGUUCGUCCAUCGCUGGUUCCUCACGACCUGCUGGGUGUGGAUCGGCAUCAUCGUCUCCUUUACUAUCGGCACCGUCUUCUCCAGCAUCUUCCAGUGCACCCCGGUACAAUGGGCCUUCAACAAAUCCAUCCCCGGCGGCGGCACCUGCAUCAACAUGACGGCCUUCUGGUACGCCAACGCGGCGUUCAACAUCCUCAGCGACCUGGUCCUGAUUGCCCUCCCCGUCCCCGUGGUCGUUAAUCUGCAGCUCCCGCUCAAGUCCAAGGUCGCCCUCUGCGGCAUCUUCGCCGUGGGCAUCUUUACCUGCAUCACCUCCAUCCUGCGCAUCACAACGCUCAACGUCGCCACCAACCACCUCGACACAACCUGGAACAGCAUCGGCUCGUCCAUGUGGACCGUCAUCGAAUCCAACCUCGGCAUCAUCUGCGCCUGUCUCCCCGCGCUGCGCCGGCCGCUCUCCUUCUUCUUCCCCCGGCUCUUCAGCAGACUCCACAAGAGCUCCGCGGGCCCGGCGUCGCUCGGGAAUCGGUCGCUGCCGGUUGACGCGACCCCGAAGAAAGUCGACGGUUGGAGCGUGCUGGAUGAGGGCGGGUCGGCGGACGCGAUAGUCUCUGCGGCUGAUGGGCAGGACAGGGCGCAAGAGAGGAUGCACCCGGUCACGAACUCUCCGGGGCGGGGGGAGAUCAGAAAGACCACCCGGGUUGUGGUGCGGUAUGAAGAGAUGGAAAGGGAGAUUGAGUUGGGCCACUUCUUCGAGGCUCGGAUUCUCUAUCUGGCCUGGACUGAAUUUUUUACCAACUUCGUGGCGCUACAAGGACAUGGGUCUGGGACGGUGCACAAUGCCAUGUACGGUCUCAGUCGACAUUCAUGGCCUGGGCUUCGGGAGGGCGCAAGGGUUUUCAAACAGAACGGCUCGAUCAGCGCGGUGUGGCAGCUAAAGAUUGUGAUUCAUAUAGACCCGAUGAUGGGCUUUCGCCUCGAUGAUCUGCUGGUCACAACUCCUGAUGAGUACCUACUUGGCCGCCAAUUCGCGUCGAGGCUCUUGCGGCCAGAACUCGCCCUUUCCUCACGCGAACAAGGCUCGGGGGCUGCCACCUCGCUCAACGCAUUUCCCGAGUCCGAGCUGGUGCUGGUCUGUGAAAGAGUCCCUUCUAGGGAUAAUCGUCUCUCCUGCGUUUCUGUCUCCGAUCGAUUGACUGGCUCAGGGCUGGAAACUUCACUGAGUGCGGUCAUGGAAUCCUCCGAGUCAGAAGUGGAAUCUUCUGCUGAUUGGUUUUGGUUGCGGGUGCGAUUUAGAUGCAGAUUGUCGUUGAUCCGUCUCAGCCGCGAUGCCAUCAAACGGGGUCGAGGUGCUGUUGUGCCGUCUUUAAGGAACGAGGCAGUAACAAGCAUUGCAAAUCCACGAACCGGCGAGGCUUAUUUCCAUGCGCAGAUGUACGCUCAGGGCGACUAUUUCCAAAUCAGUGCUCUCAAAUGCAAGGCAAAGCAGUACUUCGAGGAGUCCUUCAUGACGUACCCUGAUCGAGAUUCUUUCACCUCUGCCGUCAUUGAAGUAUACAUCUCAACAGCGGAGAAUGAUCGUGGACUCAGAGACAUUCUUGGAGGGUGUUCCCAGCUUCAUGCUUGA
Aspergillus thermomutatus is the source of this 1983-nucleotide messenger RNA. Its product is annotated as putative plasma membrane protein Pth11-like. The transcript has 10 exons. The record is from RefSeq and is a predicted model, not a curated record. The coding region runs from base 1 to 1983 and encodes 660 amino acids. NCBI's taxonomy places the organism in Eukaryota, Fungi, Ascomycota, Eurotiomycetes, Eurotiales, Aspergillaceae.